UGAGUAUCGGAAGUAGUAGCCUCACGCACGUGCGUUCGCGCGUGUGUGUAUGUGUCUGUGGGAAAAUGGCGGUUCAUCGCUCCGGCCCGCUCAAGCAGCAGAAUAAGGCUCACAAGAGCGGGCGGCACCGGGGUCGAGGCUCCGCGCAGCGGGAUAGCAAAGGUCGCGUAGCCGUGAAAGUCCUGAGCAAGAAGGCGAGGAAGGAGCUGAGCCGAGUGGAUCAGAGGCACCGGGCCAGCCAGCUCCGGAAGCAGAAGAAGGAGGCGGUUUUGGCAGAAAAGCGGCAACUGGGCAGCAAGGAUGGACCACCUCAUCAGGUGCUGCUGGUGCCCCUGCAUGAGAGGGUUUCCCUGGAUGAGGCUUUGUGGCUGCUUCAGAAUACAGACAAGAAGGUUGUGCCUGUGGGGGAGCAGGCUGGGAUGCCAAGCUUCAUGCUGCUCUGUCCUCAGCUGAAGCAUCGGUGGUUCUUUACAUCUGCAAAACCAGGGGAUCUGCACACUGUGUUGGACUUGGCCAAAGUGGCUGAUACCAUCCUGUUUAUCCUGGAUCCGGUGGAGGGCUGGGACAGCACUGGCGAUUACUGCCUCUCUUGCCUUUUUGCCCAAGGGCUUCCUACCUAUUCUCUAGCCAUCCAGGGAGCUGGGUGCCUUCUCCCAAAGAAACAAGCAGAUGCCAGGAAGAAGCUGAGCAAGGCCUUGGAGAAGCGAUUUCCUGGAGACAAACUGCUCCAUUUGGAUUCCCCCCAGGAUGCCCUGCUGCUCCUUCGGCAGCUGGCUCACCAGAAGCAGCGGCAUCUGGCCUUCCGAGACCGGCGUGCCUACCUGUUUGCCCACACCGCUGACUUUGUGCCCAGCCAAGAGAGCAGCUUGGUGGGCACUUUGAAAGUGUCCGGCUAUGUUCGUGGGCAGACUCUCAAUGUAAACCGCCUCCUGCACAUCGUUGGGCAUGGCGAUUUCCAAAUCAAGCAGAUCGAUGCACCUGCAGACCCUUUCCCCCUAAACCCCAGAGUGAUUAAGGGCAACAGAUUCCUGGACAUGGCAAUGCAGACUGAUGCUGUGGAUGCUGAUGGCAUAGCUGAGAUGGAGGAAGAUCUCAAGGUCCUAGUGAAAGCAGACCCUGCUCGACAGGAAUCUCUCCAGUCAGAGGUAGUUCCAGACCCCAUGGAGGGGGAACAGACCUGGCCCACUGAGGAGGAGCUAAAUGAAGCAAAGGACUUCCUAAAGGAGAGAACCAGAGUGGUGAAGAAAGUCCCCAAAGGCACAUCUAGUUACCAGGCUGAAUGGAUCGUGGAUGAGGAGCACGGCAGCAGUGACGAGGAGGAGGGUGACGAGGAAGAGGGUGACGAGGAGGAGGGCUUUGUGGAGGAGGAGGAGGAGUCUGAGGCUGAGGGAAGUGAAGAGGAAUGCGAGACCAUGACCAUAGGGGAAUCUGUUCGGGAUGAUCAGUAUGAUGAGAAGAUUGAUGAAGAGGCCGAGGAACAAAUGCUGCAAAAAUAUAAGCAGGAAAGGCUGGAUGAGAUGUUUCCGGACGAAGUCGACACCCCCAGGGACAUAGCAGCAAGAAUCCGGUUUCAGAAAUACAGAGGCCUCAAGAGCUUCCGCACAUCCCCGUGGGAUCCCAAGGAAAAUCUACCCCAUGAUUAUGCUCGAAUCUUUCAGUUUCAGGACUUUUCCAGAACUAGGAAACGGAUCUUUAAGGAGAUUGAGGAAGGGGAAUUUGAAGGGGCUGAGGUGGGCUGGUAUGUGACCCUGCAUGUCUGUGGAGUUCCUGCCUCUGUGGGUGAGAGCUUCAGGCAGGGGGUGCCUGUGGUCAUGUUUUCCCUCCUCCCACAUGAACAGAAGAUGUCGGUGCUGAACAUGGUGGUGAGGAGACACCCUGGUAACAUGGAGCCCGUGAAAUCCAAAGAGCAGCUGAUCUUCCAUUGUGGCUUCCGGCGCUUCCGGGCCUCGCCUCUGUACUCUCAGCACACUGCAGCGGAUAAGCACAAGGCUGAGCGAUUCCUUCGUCCUGAUGUGGCCACGGUGGUGACUAUUUAUGCCCCAAUCACCUUCCCUCCAGCCUCAGUGCUGCUCUUCAAACAGAAGCCUGAUGGCAAGCACAGUCUCAUUGCCACGGGGUCCCUCCUGUCAGUGGAUCCAGACAGGAUGGUCAUCAAGAGACUUGUGCUGAGUGGACAUCCUUUCAAGAUCUUAACCAAGAUGGCGGUAGUUCGUUACAUGUUCUUUAACAGAGAGGAUGUGCUGUGGUUUAAACCAGUGGAAUUGAGAACCAAGUGGGGUCGCAGAGGACACAUCAAAGAGCCACUUGGAACUCAUGGCCAUAUGAAGUGCACAUUUGAUGGACAGCUGAAAUCUCAGGACACUGUGUUGAUGAAUCUGUAUAAACGCGUCUUUCCCAAGUGGACAUAUGAUCCCUAUGUGCCAGAGCCCAGGCCCUGGUCAAAAGAUGAAGUUGCCUCCCCAGGGCUAGAAGUGGACAUGGAGUAAGGGCUGAAGUUCUCUCCUCCCUUGGGGGUUCCUGAAGGAAAGGGACUGGGAGGGGGCUGGGCUGGGGUCUUAGUAAAGGCAUCUCUUACUAGUUCAGAGGCAGCUGAGCCUCCUCAUGCUUCGGUUGCUCCAGCCAUCUCAGGGAGGUCAAAUCAACGUUCCCCCCACUGAGAACCACACAGACAUCUUGCACGUUGGGCCCCACCUUCUGGAAGUGCUUGCCCAGCACAGCGGCCACUCCCACUGCAGCUGUAGGCUCAAUGAGGAGCUUCAUCCUCUCCCACACCAGCUGGGUGGCAUUCUGCAGGCCCAGAAGAGAAAGCCUAUGUUGAUCAGGGCAUGAGCAAGAGGGUGCAGGCCCAGCCCUGGGACAUUUCCUGGCUACUACCCUGCAGCCUGAUGGUAGCAGCAUGUCCCCUGCUCUGUGGCAGGAUGAUCGCCCAUGGUCAUCUAGUUGUCCAAGCCUCUCAUUUUAGAGAGAGAUGACCCUCUCUCCCGCCCCCAAGUAAGUUUCUUAGUUUUCUCACCUUAAUUUCAUCCUCUGUCACCGUGAAGACUUCAUCCACCAGGUCCCUUAUAAUAGGCCAAGUAGAGGGCCCAAUGCUUGAUUUAACCCCAUCUGCUAUGGUGUCUGGUGGAGAGGGGUUAGGGGUUAGUUUCCCUUUAAGCUUCGACUGGAAGCAGUCGUCUGCAUUAAGAGGCUCAGCCGCAUACACUUUCACCUCUGGUCUCAGAGCCUGUCAGGAGAGCACUGGAUGUCUGACACUGAGCAUGGCUCCAGGACAAGCCCAGCCAUAGUCACUGUCCUGGGAGCCCCCAGGGCCCUCAGAAGGAUGGAUGUGACAAUAAAGCACACUGCAGCAUC
Messenger RNA from Dromiciops gliroides (monito del monte), 3351 nucleotides. RefSeq names its product TSR1 ribosome maturation factor (gene TSR1). Gene Ontology annotation, cellular component: nucleus; preribosome, small subunit precursor. Gene Ontology annotation, biological process: maturation of SSU-rRNA from tricistronic rRNA transcript (SSU-rRNA, 5.8S rRNA, LSU-rRNA); ribosome biogenesis; endonucleolytic cleavage of tricistronic rRNA transcript (SSU-rRNA, 5.8S rRNA, LSU-rRNA). The transcript is spliced from 15 exons. Lineage: Eukaryota; Metazoa; Chordata; Mammalia; Microbiotheria; Microbiotheriidae. The record is from RefSeq and is a predicted model, not a curated record. Gene Ontology annotation, molecular function: U3 snoRNA binding; GTPase activity; GTP binding. The coding region runs from base 66 to 2486 and encodes 806 amino acids.